Messenger RNA from Esox lucius (northern pike), 6516 nucleotides. RefSeq names its product structural maintenance of chromosomes flexible hinge domain containing 1 (gene smchd1). Bases 16 to 6048 code for a protein of 2010 amino acids. The record is from RefSeq and is a predicted model, not a curated record. Gene Ontology annotation, cellular component: chromosome. Gene Ontology annotation, biological process: chromosome organization; double-strand break repair. Lineage: Eukaryota; Metazoa; Chordata; Actinopteri; Esociformes; Esocidae. Gene Ontology annotation, molecular function: protein binding; ATP binding. The transcript has 47 exons.
UCCAGAAGAACAAACAUGGCUGACUCGGGAAACGCCAAAACAAAAGUCCUCCCCACAGACAAAAUAUGUCAAACACAAACUUUACCGAGUAAAAACGAAGCUAACGGUUCUAAUAAAAUACGUAGAAGUGUGGUGGUACACGACUGUCGCUUUGAAAACCAAGAAGUAAAGCAGAUAGUCCUGGACACCAGUGGCUUGGACUUCAACGACUUCCUACAAGUUGUGUCAAAGACAUUUCACAUUCCUUCCAACGAAACCUUUGUCUUGACCUGUACUGACAGAAAAGGAAUAGACUUCGACCAAUAUGAGGAGCUUCAAGAAGGAUCAUCUCUCUACCUCUUACGAAAUGAGGACCAGGUCCUGCCCCAAGCAACUUUGGAACGCAUUAUAUUUCUACCUCACUAUGAUACACUCAUCCGGAGUGGCAUGUAUGAGUACUAUGCUAGCGAGGGGCAGAAGUCUUUACCGUAUGCGUUUGCAGAACUUAUUGACAACGCAUUGUCUGCAACUUCAAGCAACACAGGAAUGAGAACAAUAGACAUCCGAUUGCUUUUUGAUGAGUCCAUGGGGAAGCCCGCGGUGGUCAUAAUGGACAAUGGCUGUGGGAUGACUUCCAAGCAGCUAAAUAGCUGGGCAGUCUACCGGCUUUCCAAAUUCACCAAGGGAAAAAGCACAUUCUCAAAUGAUUACACCCAGUAUGUUCGGCCUGAUCCAGUCCCUCGCAGUCUCAACAGUGAUAUAUCAUUUUUUGGAGUAGGAGGGAAACAAGCCGUGUUCUACAUUGGACAGUCAACCAGGAUGAUCACCAAACCAGCAUGCUCGCCAGAUGUUCAUGAACUUGUCAUUUCAAAAGAAGAGUUUGAGAGGAAGGAGCAGAAUAAGGAGGACAUCUACACUGGUUUCAUAAGAAACCGCAAGACUGGAGACUCAACCCACGUGACCGAAGAGGAUGAACGCUUCCUCCACGGAAUCAUCCAGGAGGAGGCAGGAAAACCAAGCUUCACGGUCGUGGUAGUGACGGGGGUCCAGUUGGAACACAUCACUUUCCUAAAGCAGGAUUUCCACCUGUGGACCAGAGAGCUGGCCCAUUUGUAUCACUAUUACAUUCACGGCCUGAAUGGUAAUGACAUGAGAGCCUCCUACCGAAACUCAGAUUGCGUCUCCAACAUUGACAUUCAGAUCUCUCUGCUGGAGAAGUUCCCCAAGAUGCCUCGCAUGGUGAACCUCAGAGAGAUCGACAACGACAUGCAGACACUCUACAUCAAUGCUUCGGCCGACUCCUUCGAGUUCAAGGCUUACGUUGACACUGAGGGAACAGUGGAAGGGAUCCUUAGGUACCACCCUUUCCUGUACGACAAGGAAACGUAUCCCGAAGACCCCUUUGCCACACCAGCUGUGGAGGAAGAGGAGGAUGACUGCGCUGUCCAUAACCACACCAGGGCAAAGAGGCCCAUAUUCGAGUGCUUCUGGAACGGCCGACUCAUCCCGUACACAACCGUAUCGGAGUUUGACUGGUGUGCUCUGCCCAAGAAGGCUGGCGCGGUUCCGGCAGAGUGCUACAGCAGAAUUUCAGGGGUACUGUUCACCAACGACCGGUUUCAAGUCAGCACCAACAAGCUCACCUUCAUGGACCUGGAGCUCCAACUGAAGAGCAAGGACACCUUGUUUACCCGCAUCUUAAACGGCCAGGAGCAGAGAGUUAAAAUCCAUAAGGAGUUUCUCCAGUGGCUGAAGACAUGCCACGAGAAAUGGGACAAGCAAGUGAAGUUUAAGGGCUUCAAGGGCACCAUCACACGAAUGGACGUGGCCACCAAGAAGAUGCAGUUUCCCUGGGCCACCUUCUCCUCGAUCGAGUGGGACGGUAAAACCUACAAAGCUGGCCAAUAUGUGAAGUCUCAGAAAACAGUUCCCAUCUUUUUCGGCUCCAUUGUUAAGUUCCUGCUCUAUGGGGACCACGAUAGCGACGUCUAUGCCACUGGGGGACAGGUGCAGAUUGCCAUGGAACCAAAGGCGCUGCAUGACGAAGUCAAGACAAUACCCAUCUCCAAAAUCGAUAGGGUGGUCUCCAAUGCAGCAAUUAAGAAGGGCAUCGACGAUGAACUAGCCAAACUUCCAGAGAAGCUGAAAGUGUCCUGGCCGGAGGGCAAUCCCUGGACUGAGAAUGAUGUCCGACCUGCAGGCACUCCCCUAGGCCCUCUCCAUGUGGAAAUUCUCAACAGAAAAGGAGAGUCGAUAUCCAGGAUACCAUCUGCCAAUCAAAACGGACGGAAAGCACUUUCAGUCGAACUAAAAAUUAUUUGGCACUCUCCUAAUGGAGAUGUGGAAACCAACUUUUACAUUGCAGCACAUGCGUCAAAGUGGGCCUUCUGGUUCAGAACCAUGGAGAACCUAAUCAAGCUGGGGAAGUACACCCUCUACCUAAACACCAUACUCAAUGAGAGCAACACCACUGUCUGGGCUGGGAACCAGCUUCCCAACUUCAAACUAGACUUCACCAUUACUGAGGGCAGUGCAGCAAGCUUUGUGGUGGGAACUGUAAACAUGCCCCUGCAUGUGGGGGUGCCUUUCAACAUCCCACUUCAGCUGCAGGAUGAAUACGGUCACCCAGCCCCACCCCCCCCUAACCUCAAGCCCAUCCUGGAGUGCACGUCACUGAAAGUGAGUUACGAGGGGGCAGACGCUAACGGGACCAUACUGCUCAUGCGAGGCGUCAGUGCCAAGGGGACGGUUCACAACUACCAGAGCAAGACACACAAUCUGAAUGUGGUCCUGCCUGGCCUCCAACCAGACUCACAGACUCUGAAAAUCAGCCUUCUCCCUGGUAAUCCAGAUUCGCUCAAAGUCACACAGGAGGAUCCAAUCAUUGUGGAGAAUGGAUCCUCUGCUAGCUUUGAUGUGGAGGUCCAUGAUAUAGCAGGAAACCUCACAGCUCACCCCAAGCUGAUCGUCCGCUGCCAGUUUCAAGUGAUUCCUGGUUUGUCCUCUGUGGUAGCCGUAGACUGCAGUAACACCGGAGCCGGGACACUGGUGCUAAAACCAAUAACUAUCAAAAACAUAAUAGGGGAACAGAUGGUCAAAGCCACGUUUGACAUUCCAAACCAGGCGAAUGUAACCCCAGUCCUGCGGGAUUUGAGAGUUGUCCCCAGCACCCGUGUGUCCCGCCUGGAGGUGUGCUGUGAGGAGGGUGAGGUGUCUGAUGUCAUGGUGCUUAAGGACCGGGAGAAGAUCAGUUGGAUAGUUGGGGACCUCCUGGAGAACCUGUACUAUAAACUGUAUGAUGAGGCGGGCAGAGAGGUCCCCCUCUCUAAGGAGAUGGCCCAGAUGAUAAAGGUCAACUGGACGGCUGAUGUCAAUGUGGAGGAGCUGGCUCGGGGGAAGUUGCCCAACGUGUCGGUCCCAACGCUGGUGAACGAAGAGCACUUUUACCAGAUCUCCUAUAAGGAUCAGCUGGUAUCUGUUGACACAUCCUUCAUCAUCGUGCCCCGCCCUGAUGAACCAAAAAACCUGAAGGCCAAGCUGACUGAGACGACUGUGAGAAUGGGAGAGGUCCUACAAGGAGACAUCUACUUAGAGCUUACGGACCAGUAUGGGAAUCAAACUCCGAUGCUAAACCCUUCCUGUAUGGACUCAUGCCCUCUCACCGUGGAUGCCGACGGUCUCGACAAAGAAUCCUUUUCUUACACCUGUCAGGAGAACAACCUCUCAAUGUUGGUGACGGGGCUGCGGUUCAAGCCUUGCCUCCCAGGCGUCAAAGAGCUCUUGUUUAAAUGGAGAGACUUUGAGGAGCACGUGACCAUCAAAGUGACAGCCGGAGUCCCUGCAAAGCUCGUUCUGGUGGAUGGACCACAGCAGCCUCUACAGGUGCUGAACGAGCAGGGCAUUGAGACGCCCUUCGUCCUCCAAUUGGUUGAUGCGUGGGGAAACCCCUCCCCUGACCAGAGAGUGGUGGUGACACUGCGGCCAUCCAGUCCAGUCCUGAAGGUGAAGUCAUCGCUUACUUCGCAACCGGUGGAUAAAGACGGAAAAGCCAGUUUUAGGGUGGACCAUGUGAAGGGGCCAAAGGGAGAGUAUGCGGUGGCGUUCAGAGGGACCUUCACCAAGAACCCCAUCCACGGUCCGUCUGUGAAGCUUAUGAUUCUGCCCGAUCCCAACAAGCCAGUCAAACUGGUUGUUGAAUACGACACUCACUCAGUGUUUCCUGCCGGAGGCACCCUCCCAGUGUUUUCCGUAUCAGUGGUGUCUGAGGAGGGCAGUACCAUAAAGAACCUCAAUCCUGCCAACAUAUCCAUGCUGAUGUGGAAGGGAGAGUCAUCGGGGCCACGACCCCCACAAGGGGCUGCACAGCUGAAAUGCAGCAAACCCAUGGCAGAUGAAAAGAUGGACAGUUUUUACUUCAGAGACAAAGUAAUCCCAGACCAUGUGGGAAAGUACACCAUCCAAUUUGUGAUGUGCAUGGACAAAACCAAAGGGCUUUGGAGUCACCAGUAUGUCAUAAAUGUAGUGGCCAAUGACCCUGUCAAAUUGGCACCUGACUCGCCACCGCCAACCCCGGUGGUCACCAACAACAAUGCCAUCGCCAGCCGGACUCUGGUGCAAGACAUGUCUCUGAAAAUAAUGGAUGUGUACAAUAACCCUGCAGGGUUAAAGCUGAGUGGACGGGUGGUGGUGACCAUCAAGACUUCUAUAGGCUCAAGUGAGAAAGACCAACCUCUUUUUGAGGGUAAAUCCAAGAGUGUGCAGUUCCACCUGGCUAAUGGAGAGUCCCACAUCACUAAUCUGUCCAUAAUGGAGAACAGUCCUGGACAGGAUGCGAAGGAGUACGUCCUCCACUUCAGACCUUCGAUAUCAGGGUUCAGCCGUGAUAAGUCCCUGGAAGCAUUUGAGCUCCCAUUCCACUUUUACAACGAUGUGCAAAACACGAAGCUGAUGUCUGAACUGACCAGGAAGAAAGACCAGCUCAACCAGACCAUUAACAUCUACAAGAGUCUGUUCGAAACCAACAGACAACUCAUCACAGAGCUCAGUAAUCAGGUACAAGACGCCACUAACAAGGAGAGCCGUCUGAAAUCGGAGCUGAGGAGGAAUAGUAUAAAUAUAUCCCAGUUGUCAUCUAUCCCAGCGGUUGAAGCCCUCAUCAGCCAGAAGACCGCUGAAAUGGACUCAAUUAAGCUCCAGACGCGGAGGGUCUGUUCUAUGCCUGAUCCGUUUAAAGGCACACCAGACGUGUUAGGGAAGAUUGGCCACCUGGCACUGGUGGAAGACGACGACGUGGCCAAGGUCAUCUCCUGGCACCUCCUGGGGGACAUGGACUGUGUGGUUACCACGACAACGGAGGCUGCACGGAAAGUCUAUGACCAUACCCAGGGCAAACAGCAGGUCAUGCCCCUGGACACUGUGUUCUGGAGAAACAAUAGCAACAGGCCGUUGCCCCACAUACGAAAUGGUCAAGCCAGCUUUCAUCCCAUUGGGAACCCUGUGUUUGCCCGAGAACUCCUUAUUUUCCCAGAGAAUGCAGAGAGCUGCCAGAUGGUUUUUGGAAACCUCCUGGGAGACACCAUACUGACAAAUGACCUGGACUCAGCCAACCACUACAGGAAGGGGGUGGUCCAGAGCAAGAUGCCGUGCCCCACACUCCUGACCCGGCAGGGAGAUAGAAUACGCAGCAAUGGGAAGUUUGGGGGCCUGCAGAACAAAGCCCCUCCGAUAGAGAAACUGCGUGGCCAGGUGUUCGGCGCACCACUUCCAAAGCAAUAUGACACACUGAUGGGCCAGAUCGACCUGCUUAAGCAGUACCAACAGACCUUGCAGAACAGCAUUCAAGUGAAGGAGGACUUGGACACCCACAUGCAAUAUCUAAAUUCACCUGAGAUGGUAAAGAAAGAAGAGGAGAUGGAAGGACAGAGGAAGCAGCUAAAGGAGAUUGAGACAAAGCUUGCCAGUACUCCAGUCCGGACACCUACCGCUGGAAUGAAACGUAAUCUCGAAGACGUUGGAGGAUCAUCCGGUUUGGUAACCAAAAGAAUAAGGCAGAAAAUAUUUAAAAAGUAACAUUUAAUGUUUUUGUUUUGUAUCCCAUUUGUCUAUUUUCAAUUGCAUUUAAUAUUUACAAUGUGUGUUGUACCAAAAAUGUUUUAAAAGGCCUGUUGGUUGAAUUUUCAACAAUGUUUUGCCUUCAUCCUUACUGAAAUAAUGUGUCAUCCUUGAACAAGGCUUUCUUCCGUGUUCUGCUGACUAGCAAAGGUCACCUCUCAAUGACAUCUAUGUCAUUAUUUUUUCAUUCACUUUUUGACGUAAUGUGUUCUCCCCAUUUGAAGGUGAGACUCGUGAGGCAUCUGCCUGUCAAUUAUAUGUUCUCAUGGAACUAAUGAGAAUACGUUUAUGUGCUUAUUCAUUUUGUUUUGAGCAGAUAGUAUGCACUAUACUAUAAUUUACACAACUACCAAUGAAAACAUAUAUUUUUUUCAAUUUAAAGGCCUUCCAUAAACAUUAAGUGGAAAUAAAAACAUUUAAAAUGAA